CGGAGCGCAGCUGCGGGGAUCUGAGCAAGCAGAAGCAGCGGCAGCAGGAAGGGGACUCCCGCCCCGCAGAGGAGCAGCCGGGGCGCCAUGGCCCCCGCCGGGCUGAAGGCUGUCGUGGGGGAAAAAAUAAUGGCUGAUGUGAUAAAGAAGGUGAAGAAGAAGGGAGAAUGGAAGGUACUCGUGGUAGAUCAGCUGAGCAUGCGCAUGCUCUCUUCCUGCUGCAAGAUGACUGACAUCAUGACUGAGGGGAUAACAAUUGUGGAAGACAUCAACAAGCGCCGAGAGCCACUGCCCAGUCUGGAGGCCGUGUACCUCAUCACCCCGUCGGAUACGUCUGUCCGCUCACUCAUCAAUGACUUCAAAGAUCCCCCAGCUGCCAAGUACCGGGCUGCCCACGUCUUCUUCACCGACUCAUGCCCUGAUGCACUCUUCAACGAGCUGGUGAAAUCCCGUGCAGCGAAAGUGAUCAAGACCCUGACGGAAAUCAACAUUGCUUUCCUGCCCUAUGAGUCGCAGGUCUACUCUCUGGACUCCGCUGACUCUUUCCAGAGCUUUUACAGCCCUCACAAGGCUCAGAUGAAAAACCCCAUCCUGGAGCGCCUGGCAGAGCAGAUUGCAACCCUCUGUGCUACUCUGAAGGAAUACCCAGCGGUCCGAUACAGAGGAGACUACAAAGAUAAUGCCAUGCUGGCCCAGCUGAUCCAGGAUAAAUUGGAUGCUUACAAGGCUGAUGACCCAACCAUGGGCGAGGGUCCAGACAAAGCUCGCUCCCAGCUCGUCAUCUUGGACCGUGGUUUUGACCCCAGCUCUCCAGUGCUGCACGAACUGACAUUCCAAGCCAUGAGCUAUGACCUGUUGCCCAUCGAGAAUGACGUCUACAAGUACGAGACAAGUGGCAUCGGGGAGGCCCGUGUGAAGGAGGUGCUGCUGGAUGAAGAUGAUGAUCUCUGGGUAACCCUGCGCCACAAACACAUUGCGGAGGUGUCCCAGGAGGUCACCCGGUCUCUGAAGGACUUCUCUUCCAGCAAACGGAUGAACACCGGUGAGAAGACAACCAUGAGAGACCUUUCCCAGAUGCUGAAGAAGAUGCCACAAUAUCAGAAGGAACUCAGCAAGUACUCCACUCACCUUCACUUGGCUGAGGACUGCAUGAAACAUUACCAAGGCACUGUAGAUAAGCUUUGCAGAGUAGAACAGGACCUGGCCAUGGGUACUGAUGCAGAGGGUGAGAAAAUCAAGGACCCCAUGCGGGCCAUUGUCCCGAUCUUGCUCGAUGCAAAUGUCACCACCUAUGACAAGAUCCGUAUCAUCUUGCUGUACAUCUUCCUCAAGAAUGGAAUCACUGAGGAAAACCUGAACAAGCUGAUUCAACAUGCCCAGAUCCCACCUGAAGACAGUGAGAUCAUUACCAAUAUGGCCCACCUUGGAGUACCCAUAAUCACGGACUCCACCCUGCGCCGCAGAAGUAAACCCGAGCGGAAGGAGCGUAUCAGUGAACAGACCUACCAGCUGUCCCGAUGGACCCCAGUGGUCAAGGACAUUAUGGAGGAUGCCAUUGAGGAUAAACUGGAUACAAAACACUACCCUUAUAUUUCCACCCGGUCCUCAGCCUCUUUCAGCACUACAGCAGUCAGUGCCCGCUACGGACACUGGCACAAGAACAAGGCUCCUGGGGAGUACAGGAGUGGCCCACGCCUCAUCAUUUUUAUCCUGGGGGGUGUGGGCCUGAAUGAGAUGCGCUGUGCCUAUGAGGUGACACAAGCCAGUGGGAAGUGGGAGGUGCUAAUAGGCUCCACUCAUAUCCUCACCCCACGGAAAGUGCUGGACACACUGAAGAAGUUGAACAAAACGGAGGAAGAAAGCAGCAGUUAAAAAGAGAGCCCAGCUUUCCUUUCUCCCCACCUCCCUCGCAUCAAAAAAGCAGCAACCCCCUUUCAGCGUAUCCCACCUUCCUGGUGUCAUUGCUGUCCCUGGUUUUAAUUUGCCAGCGCUGGAUUCAUUUCCACCCCUCUUCCUGUGUUUUUGAUGGACCUCCCCUCCCUUUCCUUCAUCUCUCUUUCAUCAUUCAUUUGAAGCAAAGGUAAAUAAGGAAACAAAAAAAAAUAUGCAUUGUGUCUAAAGGGGAAAAAAUAAUAUAUUCUAUAAUAUAUCUAUUAUCUUCGUAUGUAUCUGAUAAAAUAAAACCACCAAACCGAACUCAUUUCUCAAAGAUCCCCAUUGAUUCAUCCCUGGCAAUUAUAGUAUUUUUUUUAAAUAGUGUAUUUUUUAUUUUUCUGCCUGGAUGGAUGAAUGCUCGUGACUUAUUUAUGGUUAUGUGCUCAUGUACCUAAACUCAGAUUGCAAAUUGUGAAUGCUCUCUUCUGUGCGUUGGAAUUUGCUUGCAUUUUAGAAAUAGAUUAUAUCUAUUUUUUUUCCUUUUCUCUCCCUCCCCAUUGCCGCUGUUGUUGGGAUUGUCGUCUUGGUUUUGUAUUUCUUGAGUUCAUAAAAGUGUAGAUGGUUGGGCUUUUGUGCGUGCGUGUGUGGUUUUUUUCCCCCCUUGUUGUUUUUGUGUUUUUCUUCCUCUCUUUUUUAGAGGACUGUGUUAAACUGAGUGGUGUUUGCAGCUCCAGCAUACCUGGACUAGCCUUCCCUAAGCCUUGUUUUGACAAAGAAACAGUUCUCUCCUUGCUGGCAUUUUUCAGCGGCCAAUCCUGCUUCUUAACAGGCCCAAGGCAUGUUAGCAAAUGAGCUUUCAAGUGAGUGCUUCAGCAUAAAAGGGAGGAGGGAGCAUUUCUGAAUUGUCUCCUGGUGAAUGACUGAGAGGAAGGAGUAUUCUGCUCCUUCCACUGGCUGGUGGAAGGGCUUUGGGAUGCUCCUUCCACUGGCUGGUGGCAGAAGGCAGAAUCCAUGUCAAUCAUCCUGGAAGCAUUAAUCCUAACAGGAUCUGCAGGGGCCUCAGAUUUCCCGGCUGCUGCCCCUUCCCCACUGGGAGGCACCAGUUAGAUAUGAUGUGCAGUGCAUAAUUUAUUUCCUCCUUCCUGCUGGAGGACUGUAAUUCAGGGAGAGAUCUCUAAGAGAAUUCACUCAGAUACAAUCCCCAGUAUAUGCUUGGGAAGGGAGCAGAUUUGACAUUAGCUAGUGUAAAACCUGCUUCCAUCUCAAAGAGUCUUUAGUUAAUUCCCUUCUCCCCCCUCCAGUUCUGCUCCUGCAUAUCUUAAGACAAGAGGCUCUGUUCCAUGCAGCUCGCGCCUUCACAUUUGAAGGAGGACUUCUGGAUGUGCAUACGUGACUUGAGGUUGUAGAAGAGAGAUCAUGUUGCAAGGUGCUGUUGUACCUGUUUCCUUCGUGUAGUCUGAACUACCUAUUUGAGGUUGCAGACAGCAAACGGGAGAGUUUAAAAAUGGACUGCCGCUCGUGAUGUAUAGGCACGUCCAGCUUUUACCUUAUUUGAAAAACCUGCCAAACUUGUGUGAGCAAGAGACAGGAGGACCAAAAUGUGUUUGUACACCUAAGUCAGUGAUUUCUCUAUCAUAUCAAAGUUUUCUCUUCCUCCAGCCUCAUUUUUUCCCCCUCUGGUGUGUCAAACGGGGCCACCUGGAGAUCCUCGUGACCCAUGCCAAACGAGUGUGCUGGGGUCUUGCAGUGUAUGUGGCAGAACCAAGGAAGAACCAAGGUCCUCAGUAAUCAAUAGUGGGAUAUGUACUUUUUGCACGUUAGGCGGAAGGGCUUUCAAGAUCAGACAACCGGGAAGCUGGUCUGUAUUUUCAGUGGCAUCAACUGAGUGGUCUAUGCAGUUUUCAUAAUCUUGAGGGCACUCCCCGAAAGGAUGCUUUGCUGAUUGCACGAUGCUGAAUUUUGUGAGCAUUUUCUUGUCUCCUGAUGAUUUUUGUUUUUAAUUCCCCUGCAGCUACAAACAGCUAUGAAGUGUUAAAAGCAGGAAAGGGGGGGGGAAUCAAUAAUGUAGGGCGGUUGCCCCAAGAAAGCAGAUUGUUUUUUAAAAAAACAUUUCAUUAGUGAAUGAAGGUGGAAAAACCUGCCAACCUUUGCGCAGACCCCAAAGCUGAAUAACUCUCAGCAAAUGAAGUGGGGAAGAUUGAAGUGGGUACCUGCUUUAUUAAAAAUAGUAGGGUUUUGAAAAACUGGGUGACCCCCCACCCCCUUUCAGAAUGGGUUUUGCCUUACUGAUUUUAGCCGUGUGAUCCUUUCCUGCACUAGCACAGUUGAAAUGUCAUCCUUUCCGAAUUUUAUGGGGAUUAUUUGCUGUUUUCACAAUGGCCGGGGGAGGAGUUUUUCCUCUUUCGGAGCCUCUCUGUGUCUUUGGUUGCAGCCGAUGGUGUGUCUGUGAAUUAAACAACUAUAUUUCGUGAUGUCACUGCAAACUUGGAAGUAGUGUUUUUCUGGAGUCUGUUUUUUUGUUCUUCCACAAAUGCUGCAUUGAGCUUAUUGUGAUUUGAGUUUUGAUUGAACUCUCUUCCUUUUCUGUUUUGUUUUGUUUCUGCCCGGUACAUGGGUAUUCCCUUCUCUUCUUCAAAUCCUCCGGCAGUGAGAAUUAAAAGGCAACCGCCCACAAAUGCUCCCUACUCACAAAUGUUCUCUCUCUUCUUUGUAAUCAUUUCUCCCUACUUCCUUGCCCAGGAUACUAUAUUUCUGUAUGUAUAUUCCCUUAGGGCAAAGGCUGAAUUCAUUUGCACGGAUGAUUUGUUUGGUCGUUGUCGCUCAUUACUUGCUCUCUUUUCCUGCACUCUACCCACCUUCCCCUUUUAAUUUUAGUUUAUCAAUGCAACUGCUUCAGGGUCUCCUUUUGUUUAGAUCUGUUUUUGUUUUUAUCAGUUAUUUAUAUUUUACAAAACUAAAAACUAAAAGAAAAAAACUACUAUUGUCAUGGAAUUUCGUUUUAACCUUGAAAUUAAUUGGAAAUGUUGAAGCACAAAAUGCAUCAUCUCUGUAUAGCUGUCCUUCUGUACUUAAAGAAAAAAAAGCACUUGGUCAAUAAAAAAUUGCUGUCCCGUC
Molecule: messenger RNA, 4989 nt
Organism: Eublepharis macularius
Lineage: Eukaryota; Metazoa; Chordata; Lepidosauria; Squamata; Eublepharidae
Product: syntaxin-binding protein 1
Exons: 19
Coding region: 88-1872 (594 amino acids)
Biological process (GO): intracellular protein transport; vesicle-mediated transport; neurotransmitter secretion
Cellular component (GO): plasma membrane; secretory granule
Molecular function (GO): syntaxin binding
Source: RefSeq, a predicted model, not a curated record